AUGUCUUUCCGUGAGCUACCCCACGAAAUCAUCUUUAUGAUAGCGACACACAUCGAGAGCGAAAAUGACAUUUCAUCACUGGUCCGGGCGUGUCGAUCCUUUCAUAAUUUGCUCAACAACUAUCUCUAUGAACGAAAUGUCAACCGCGGAGCUCCUGCCUUGCUCUGGUGCGCCAUGCGCGGCCUCAAAACCAGUGUUGAGCGAUUAUUGAAAAUACAAACCCGGGACAAAACAGAAAACUCCCUACAACAGCUUGACUCAUUCAACUCUAUUAGUUCACCACUACGUGCCGCUAUCUAUUAUAAGCACGCUUCGAUAGUCAAGCUCCUUCUUCAGCAUGGGGCGGGUCAGACAAGUGGCCUCCCGAUCUCGACCCCUCUCCAUACCGCCGUGGAGUACAGCAGCGAAGAAGUUGUGCGAACCAUCCUGGAACAUGGAUGUAAUAUCGACGUGACUGUUCCAAGGGCAGCAGAAACAGCUCUAGUCGUGGCCGUGAGAAAGCAAAAGCCAGGCAUAGUGAAGCUGCUGAUCAAGCAUGGAGCGUGUCUGAAUACAAAGCCGCAUAUUCCAGCCGAGGCGGUAGAAUGGAAAAGACACAUCUGGACGACCCCUCUACAUACGGCCGUUGAUGGGCAAUAUGAAAAUCGUGAGAUGGCUGAGCUACUUCUUUCAGAAGGGGCUGAUGUGAAUGUUCGAUGCGGGGACGGGGGAACUUCUUUGCAUCGCACAACACGCGACAUGAAUGUAGAUGACUCUCGAUGGCUUUUGGAGAAUGGGGCAGACCCAAAUAUUAUUGAUAAUGAGGAAAACUCCCCACUGCAUUUUGCAAUCAAUCUUGGCCGUCACGGCGCGGAGCUUUUAGAGCUUUUUCUCGAGCAUGGAGCCGAUCCGAAUUUGAGAUGCAGGACGGCACCGACACACCCAUUGGAAUUAUUAGACGGAAUGGACGUUCUGGAAAUUGAGGAGUUGCUCCGGGGCCACGGUGCUCAUCUUCCUGACUCUACAUAG
This is a messenger RNA of Penicillium cosmopolitanum, 1008 nucleotides long. RefSeq names its product ankyrin repeat domain-containing protein. Gene Ontology annotation, molecular function: protein binding. The coding region runs from base 1 to 1008 and encodes 335 amino acids. The record is from RefSeq and is a predicted model, not a curated record. The transcript has a single exon. Gene Ontology annotation, cellular component: cytoplasm; nucleus. NCBI's taxonomy places the organism in Eukaryota, Fungi, Ascomycota, Eurotiomycetes, Eurotiales, Aspergillaceae.